This is a messenger RNA of Mesocestoides corti, 2424 nucleotides long. The record is from the annotation of a GenBank genome assembly. NCBI's taxonomy places the organism in Eukaryota, Metazoa, Platyhelminthes, Cestoda, Cyclophyllidea, Mesocestoididae.
AUGGAUCUUUUUAUCGAAACUCUAACAGGAACAGCGUUUGAGCUCCGCGUUUCUCCAAAUGAUACCGUCAUGUCAAUCAAGUCGAAAAUCCAGAGGGUCGAGGGUAUCCCAGUCGGCCAACAGCACUUGAUCUGGCAAAAUGAUGAGCUUUCAGAUCAUCAGUCUCUGCGAGACUGCAGCAUCCCAGGAGGAGCCACUCUGCGUCUUGUGUUGGGAAUGCGAGGAGGACCAAUUAACGCUUACAGACCACCAGUUGCCGCGGCAGCCGCUGCGAUAAAAUUUACCCCAACCAUCCACUUUACGGCAUCAAAACUGCCACACGCCGCAUCGCCUACUUCUCAGAAGAAAAAUAAUUCCGGGGACAGUAAAAAUGAAGAACCAUCACCAACAGUACCUCAAUUAGAGAGGGGAAAGGAGGACGAUGGUGAAUCAGAAAGUCAGAAGCACAUCACCUUUUUCAUUUUCAACAGCGGUGAAAAUCUGGACCUCUUACGAGUGGUUGAUGGCUCCCAUUGUGACAAUUCUUCCAAUGGCCAUUCCACGACUUCUCUUCUCGGUCCAGAAGAAUCUUGUGAACCACCCGUUGCGUCUAAUGGCUCGUCUAGUUCAAAAAAGGCUAUGUCCACUAACCUUCUCUCAACUUCUAUUGCCGCUCAAUCUCUUCCUUUUCUCCAAUCCGACUCGUCAAAGCUUAGCCGCGAGAAGUUGCCGCAACUCGCAUCGACAACUUCCGAGCCCUCGGUUCUCAAAGCCGCUGAAUCCAAAAAAUCUUCAGAUCGUCAACCUCCGUCCACAGCAUCAGCUGCAACGGCUCUUCUCGCUGGCUUGCUCUAUGCCACACGAGGUCGAGAUUCUAGCGCUUUCUACUCUGAUACCGACGAAUGUGUAUCCUCUGACUGUGGAGGUGGUAACGGGGGGACAACUUAUUGGCUUCGUCCACCCUCUCCAGAGUGGGACUAUCGUGACUUCUCGUCGUCCCCACCCCCGGCUGACGAUUUUCGCUUCCUUUGUGGGUAUGAUGGAGAGGAUGACGAUGAUGAUAGCUUAGCGGACCUCGAGGACUACUUCCUUUACUACCGAUCGGGUGAUGUAUUGUUUGGUCCACCCACCGCGAGAAGGAAUUCGGCGUUCCUGCGUGGUGGUUUUCGAAGGAACGCUUGCGGGGAAGGCGAGUCGCCGAGGAAGACACAAUCAAGACUCGAGGAAAGGGAUUCUUUGGCGGAGAAAGUAAAGUCAAUAAAGGCUCAGCUCUGUCAGAUAAAGGAGAGUCGGUUACAGCGGAGACAGAAGCAGCAACCGGAUGAAGUUAAAAAGGGAGAAGAAAAAGAAGCCUCGCAACCUUCGGAUGAACCUGCGAAACCUAAAGACGUUCAUCCGACACUUCCUCCCGUCGCCACCCUCCACACACCAAAAAUUCGUUCCUCUUGGCUCAAUAGCCAACGUUUUAAAAAGGUGCCCUUCAUUUCUCAAUACCGUCGCCCCUACACUACUACAUCCGCUGUUGACCUGCCCACAGCCACCGCCACAUCCGACUCCUCAGCGGACACUCUCCGUUCUUGUGCGGACUCCCUCUUGCUGCCCUCCAAACGCUUUGCAUCGUUAUCCAACAACUCUGGGACCAGGCCCCGAGGCACCGCGCCAGCCAAAACCACCUCAGAUACCAACUUGGACGCUGCUGUUGUCAUCCCCGGCUUCUCGGGCGGCUUCAGUCGGUCUGAUCUUGGUUCUGGUGGUGGCCUUCGACAACGUCGGUUCGGAACAGUUCAACCGCCUGAUAUCUCCAAGAUUGUCGACUCAGAUCGAUUAUCAUCUCUUGAAACGAAGCCUACGGUUGUUACCGAGAGGCACUUUCCCCCCCUCUUCCCACCAAAUCCCGCCGUUGAGCGUGAACGGCUGCUUCGACCGACCACUCUAACCCCUGCUUCCCGUUUCAUCGGCUUCGUCUCCACGCCCCAGUGUGAUGCAGAAAUAAUCCGAGGGAGGUCGCCAACGGUGAGGAAGGCCUCGAACGAAGCUCCCUCUGGAUCAUCUGUGCCGGCGGCAGAUGUGGUUCCCCUUCCACCAAUUCCGUCUAGUGUUCGCGGGAGGCCCGCUAGUAAUUUAGAAGCUUCUAGUCGUGCCUCUGUACGAAGCAAGGACGACGACAGGCAGCAGCAGCACCACGCCGUGCCCUCCUCUCCCACGAAGUCCAGACAGGAUAUGUCCGAGCCCCCUCGGAGAUCGCCCAGAGCCAAUCGAUGCGCCAGCUGCAACCGCAAGACUGGUCUCGCCAACUCCUACACCUGCAGAUGCGAACGCAAUUUCUGCUCAAGACAUCGCUACGCUGAACUUCACGCCUGCCCUUUUGACUACAAGGCAGACGCAAGACGAUACCUUCGUGAAAGCAAUCCCGUCAUAACCGCCGCAAAGUUACCCAAGAUAUGA